Brassica napus (rape) is the source of this 649-nucleotide messenger RNA. Its product is annotated as RNA polymerase II transcriptional coactivator KIWI-like. The transcript has 4 exons. The record is from RefSeq and is a predicted model, not a curated record. The coding region runs from base 138 to 461 and encodes 107 amino acids. Gene Ontology annotation, molecular function: DNA binding; transcription coactivator activity. Gene Ontology annotation, cellular component: transcription regulator complex; nucleus. Gene Ontology annotation, biological process: positive regulation of transcription initiation by RNA polymerase II. Lineage: Eukaryota; Viridiplantae; Streptophyta; Magnoliopsida; Brassicales; Brassicaceae.
CGGUGAACGCAACUUCAUAAAUACGCGAGAAGAGACGCGACGUUUCACUUUCCGUCAAGAGUCUUGUGUAAAAAGAAUCUGUGAUUUGUCUGAUUUUUGGUUUUGCGAGUGUACUUUGGUCUGAAAGAAAAAAAAAAAUGUCGUGGAGAGGAAAACGAAAAGACGAGGAUGUCCGAGCAUCAGAUGACGAUUCUGAAACCCACGCUCCGGCUAAGAAAGUCGCAAAGCCAGCCGAAUCCUCCGAGGAGUCUGACGACAUCGUCGUCUGCAAUAUAUCGAAGAACAGGAGAGUCUCUGUGAGGAAUUGGAACGGGAAGAUUUGGAUUGACAUACGUGAGUUCUAUGUCAAGGACGGUAAAACUUUGCCUGGCAAGAAAGGUAUCUCUCUAAGUGUGGAUCAGUGGAACACUCUUCGGAACCACGCAGAUGGUAUUGAUAAGGCGCUCGCUGACCUUUCUUAGUUUUUUUUUAAACUUGAAUUGUAUCAUCGGGGGUAGUAAAGUCUAGUAGAAGAUGAUGACUCCAAGUGUUUUUGUUAUUUGGAUCUGCUUAAGCCUUUUGACGGUGUAUCAUGGAAUCUUUCUAUCUCUUUUGGUUCAGACAUGCUUUAGUCGGAGCAUUGCCUUAAAAAAUGAUGAUCACUCUUUUA